Messenger RNA from Symbiodinium pilosum, 390 nucleotides. The record is from the annotation of a GenBank genome assembly. Lineage: Eukaryota; Dinophyceae; Suessiales; Symbiodiniaceae.
AUGGCAGCCUUCGAUUUGUCUUUCACUGCCAUGCUGGUUCAUGAGAUGGAUGCCACGUUCCGGCACGAGUGGCGCAUCCUGCCGUUGCUGAACUUAAUCUCAGAUGAUGAUUUGGCUCGGGACGUCUUCAUUCUGCUUCACAUACCUCUGUGCUGGCUGCUUCUAAGUGCCACGCGAGGCUCAUCAAUGGCCCGGGCAUUGUUCAGCAUCUUCUCUAUCAUCCACGUUGGGCUCCACUGUUUGCUGCGGAAUCAUCCCAAGUACGAGUUUAACAACCCUGUGUCUUGGUUCAUCAUACUGUUAUCCGGUGUUGCUGGCUUUGUCCAUUUGAUGGUCAGUUGGUCCGGACCUUCAGCCACUCCUCCCAAAGCCAGUGGCAAAGAGGCCUAG